Canis lupus familiaris (dog) is the source of this 1835-nucleotide messenger RNA. It is a transcript of the gene COQ4, whose product is annotated as coenzyme Q4. Lineage: Eukaryota; Metazoa; Chordata; Mammalia; Carnivora; Canidae. The coding region runs from base 619 to 1425 and encodes 268 amino acids. The record is from RefSeq and is a predicted model, not a curated record. Gene Ontology annotation, biological process: ubiquinone biosynthetic process. Gene Ontology annotation, cellular component: mitochondrial inner membrane; mitochondrion. The transcript has 7 exons.
GCCGGAAGGAUGAGAGGCGGAGGUGGACUCCCGGGAGAAGCGGCGGAGCGGGAUCGUGGGUCUGGUUCCAGGCACUCACCCUUCAGAAGCUGCAGCUCCACGGUGUCCCGCAGGUGCUUCCACUUUAGCCCCGGGGGUUUGUAGACCGCGAAGAGCCCCUGCAGCCGCGCCAGGGCGCAGGACCCCAUGCUCAAAGCCCGCGGCGCUGGCUGGCGGAACAGCUGCUCUUGAACGGAAGUGCCGUACGGUCCCACCCUAAAUGAGGUCCGGAGCAUGAGCGCCGCCAUGUUUCGCAGCCGGAAGAGGUUCACGUCUUAUUGGCCUCCGGGAAAACGCGCAGGGGAGAGAGAAUUGGGGUCCGGCGCUGAACCCCAAGCUAGCGGGGCUCACCUGGGGACCCUUGCCGGAAGUGAAGGGAAAUGGGGAGAGUUUUGCUUCGGUGGAAGCAGGUGAUAGACAGGUCGCCUGGGUUUCCCUCUCAUACCUAGCGAUUAGGCCUUCUGCCCGUGCUACGAUUUUUCUCCUUCAAAGGCCGUUCCUGGAGCUCCGCGGCCGGAGAGGUUCGCGGCGUCCGCCCUCCGCGCUCACUCUCCCGCGGCCGGCGGGGGCCUGCUGCCAAUGGCGACGCUGCUGCGCUCGGCCCUACGCCCUCUCCGCGCGCUCGGCGGCCGCCGAGGGCCAGCUGCAGAUGUGUGGCUCCGAGGCGCGCGCCAUGGCGCCGGCCUGCUCUACCCGGGCCACCUCCCCACCUCCCCGCUGCAGAAGGCGCUGCUGGCUGCCGGCUCGGCCGGAAUGGCUCUCUAUAACCCGUACCGGCACGACAUGGUCGCAGUCCUAGGGGAGACCACAGGAUACUAUGCCCUGAAGUUCCUCAGGGACCAGAUGAGGAAGGAUCCAGAGGGUGCCGAGAUCCUACAAAAGCGGCCCCGGAUCUCACUGUCCACCCUUGACCUGGACAAGCUCCGUAGUCUGCCUGAGGGCUCCCUUGGCCAAGAGUAUCUCCGUUUCCUGGAUGUGAAUAGGGUCUCCCCAGAUACCCGAGCACCCACCCGAUUCGUGGACGACGAAGAGCUAGCAUAUGUGAUUCAGCGGUACCGGGAGGUUCACGACAUACUCCACACCUUGCUGGGGAUGCCCACCAACCUCCUCGGGGAGAUCACUGUGAAGUGGUUUGAGGCUGUCCAGACCCACCUGCCCAUGUGCAUCCUGGGUGCUCUCUUUGGACCAAUCCGGCUCAGUGCCCAGAGUCUGCAAGUGCUGAUUUCAGAGCUGAUCCCGUGGGCAGUUCAGAAUGGGCACAGAGCGCCAUGUGUCCUCAACCUGUACUACGAGCGGCGCUGGGAGCAGCCCCUGAGAGCUCUCCGGGAGGAGCUGGGCAUCACAGAUGCCCCCACGUGCAUGUCAGGGGCCUGGCCUAGGCCCUGAGCCACUGCCCACCCCACCACCCCCACUUCCCCUGGGGCAAAGGAUUCUCUCACCAUUACCUUUGUUCCUUUUCUUUCAGCACUGACCCUUGGACAUCAUUUGUCAUAAUUUGUCAUAACCACUGCCAAGUGGCUUUGAGGACCCCCUGGGAGGGAGCAGACAGUGCAGUGGGGCUCCCAGGAGAGCCAGGAGCCACCCAAAGCCAACCAGAUGUGAGCGAGAAUCAGUAAUCCAGCCUGGUGUUGGGGUAUCUCAGGCCCACUACCCCUGUUCUGGACCCCUCCCUGCCAACCAGGGUUUUCUGGGUGCUAGUCCGGUGUCCUUCAGGAGUAAGGGCUAUACCAGUUCCAAAGACCUGAGAAGAGGCAAGUGAGUCUCUACUGUCUGAAUAAAGUCUGCCAUCAGCCCAA